This is a messenger RNA of Ramularia collo-cygni, 420 nucleotides long. Its product is annotated as 60S ribosomal protein L23. Gene Ontology annotation, molecular function: large ribosomal subunit rRNA binding; structural constituent of ribosome. The transcript is spliced from 3 exons. The record is from RefSeq and is a predicted model, not a curated record. Gene Ontology annotation, biological process: translation. The coding region runs from base 1 to 420 and encodes 139 amino acids. Gene Ontology annotation, cellular component: ribosome; cytosolic large ribosomal subunit. NCBI's taxonomy places the organism in Eukaryota, Fungi, Ascomycota, Dothideomycetes, Mycosphaerellales, Mycosphaerellaceae.
AUGGCGCCAACAAGAUCCAACACAUCCGGCAACAAGCUGAAGAUGACGCUCGGUCUGCCAGUCGGCGCCGUCAUGAACUGCUGCGACAACUCCGGCGCCCGUAACCUCUACAUCAUCUCCGUCAAGGGCAUCGGUGCGCGCCUCAACCGUCUCCCCGCUGGAGGUGUCGGCGACAUGGUCAUGGCUACGGUCAAGAAGGGAAAGCCCGAGCUGCGAAAGAAGGUCAUGCCUGCCGUCAUCGUGCGCCAGAGCAAGCCAUGGCGGAGAGCGGACGGCGUUUUCCUCUACUUUGAGGACAACGCUKGUGUCAUUGUCAACCCCAAGGGUGAGAUGAAGGGAAGCGCCAUUACUGGACCUGUGGGCAAGGAGGCUGCUGAGCUUUGGCCGCGUAUUGCCUCCAACUCCGGCGUGGUGAUGUAA